Messenger RNA from Drosophila santomea, 3284 nucleotides. RefSeq names its product eukaryotic translation initiation factor 4H (gene eIF4H1). Gene Ontology annotation, molecular function: RNA binding. The transcript has 5 exons. NCBI's taxonomy places the organism in Eukaryota, Metazoa, Arthropoda, Insecta, Diptera, Drosophilidae. The coding region runs from base 116 to 1198 and encodes 360 amino acids. The record is from RefSeq and is a predicted model, not a curated record.
AAUCGGUGAGUUGGUGUGGUGACACUGCCGGCCCAAAUUCGCCGCGAUAGUAUUUUUCGCCCGUGUGUUCACACUGCGGUUUGCAGCGAAUUCGCUCAUUUGAAAAAAAUAAAACAUGGCUGGAAGAGGUGGUUAUGAACACGCUAGAGGCGGAUUCGGUGGGGAUCGGGCAUCCAAGCAGUUGCCCACGGAACCACCCUUUAUCGCAUUUGUCGGCAAUCUGCCACAAGGCCUUGUGCAGGGCGAUGUGAUCAAAAUAUUCCAGGACUUUGAGGUGAAGUACGUGCGGCUGGUGAAGGACCGGGAAACGGAUCAGUUCAAAGGCUUCUGCUACGUGGAGUUCGAGACGCUGGACAAUCUGGAGCGGGCGCUAGAGUGCGAUGGUCGGAUCAAACUGGACGAUCUGUCGGCGCCGCUGAGGAUCGAUAUUGCCGAUCGGCGGAAAAAUGAUCGCCCUGGUGGCGGUGUUGGCGGCGGCAACGGCGGCAUGACCCGCGGCGAUGGCGGCAGAGACGGUUUCCAGAAGCGCGGCCCACCUCGCCAGGGCGGCAGCAGUCAGUCCUACAGCCGGGGAGGUCCUGGCACUGGCGGCGGCGGUCGGGAGGGCGGCGGCGGUUCGGGUAAUCGCGGCGAUAGUAGAGGUUCGUACAAUGAUAGUUAUGGUGGUCACAAUGAUAGAAGUCGCGGCGGCGGCGGCAGCGGCGCGGGCUCCGGCGGUGGCAUGAAUAGAGGAUACAAUGAUCGGCCGGCAAAUCGUGGUCGGUACGGCAAUUUCAACAACGACGAUCGACCAUUCGAUCGUAACCAGGAUCGGGAUCGCGGCCAGCGGGAAGGCAGCUAUGGCAAUCAGUCGCGCGACGGCGAUCGCUACAACAACUUCAGCCGGCACCGCGACCGCGAGCGCACCCACUACAACCCCAACCAGCAGAGCGAACGUCCCAGUGGCGGCAUGAGCGGCCUCGGCGGCGGCUCCGGCGGAUCGGGAGGCCUGGGCGUUGGCGGUGGCGGUGGUUCCUCAAUGGGCGCCAUUGACGAUAAUGAGCGGCCACGUCUGCAGCUGAAGCCACGGACCAUUGCCGCGCCCAUCAACGCGGUGGCAGAGACCAAGCAAUCGGCCUCGAUCUUUGGCAACGCCAAGCCGCGCGAGGAGAAGCUGAAGGAACUGCAGCAAAAUGUCAAUCACAACGGCGAUAACUAGAGGGCAGGAGUCGGUCCGCAAUACAAUAUGCCUGAUAUGAUAUUUUGGUGUGCGAGAACGAGGGAAACCGAGAUAGAGCGAGAGAAGGAGAGAAUAUGGAGGAGUAUGAGAAGGAGGAGAAGGAGAACAAGGAGGAGGAGAAGGAUGAGGAUGAGGAUGAUGACAAGAAGGAGCAUCAGCAGCAUGCAUAUAUAAACACAUACAUUAAUUAAUAACACUACGCUACAUACCUAUUAUAUACGAAAGAUAUGUACUACAUUACAAGAUCGAAGAUGAAACAACAGGCUGGCCUCUGUGUCUCUGUGUCAGUGUCCAGUGUCAGUCAGCAAGCAAUCAAGCUAGCAAGCAAUCAAGCUAGCAAGCAACUUAGCAGCAAGAGCAACAGCAAUAGCAGUAAAAUCAGCACAGCAACAAUCAACAUGCAACAUACAACAUGCAACAUCAGCAACAAAGCCAAGCAGCAAUUAUGCAACCAUUCUAACUCUUUGCAACCACAAAAAAACAUCCGCAACAGCAAUGGAAAGUCUAUAAAUGUUAGUCCUUAAGCAGCGAUAAACUUUAGUCUCGUGCAUAUGGCCUAUAUAUAGUAUAUAUACGGUUAUGUGCGAUUCAUGUACAGCAGCUGUAUGCACGCUGCUAUUUGUUAGUUAAGUGAUGCAUAUAAACCAACAAAACAAAACAAAAGAAAAGUUCUACCAUUAAGGUAUAAAUAGUAAACAAAAAACAAGUAAAACAAAACAAAAAAAUGAAAAGAAUACAAAACAAAAAAAGCAAAAAACUCGAAAAACAAAGCAAAAAUCGAAAACAAAAACUUUUUGACAAAACGUUCAGCGUAGCAGGCAGGCAAUUUAUACAGUUUAUAUAGCAAAAAAAAAAGAAGAAAAAAAAAACGAAAAAUCCAAAAAAAAACAUAACGAAAACAAUUAUUGAACAUAUAUACCUUAUGAAAUUUAAAACACCAACAACAGAUCUUACAAAACAAAUCGCAGAGAAGCAGAACAUCAACUACGUACGUAAAAUACAAAAAAAAAAGAUAAGAACGGAAAAGUAAUCGUUGAAGAUCCACUAAAAGAAAUGCGCAGAAACUUUAUAUAGCUAGCAAGAAAGCAAUCAACUACAUAGGUCUUAUGUAGCUGAAGAUAAAGUUAAAGCCUAAGCAGACCAAACUAUGCAAAUAUUAUUUUGAUAUCCACCCAUUAUACACUUUAACCAUUUAUGUCAGUUUCAUUUACAACUACCUUCGGUUUAAAUAUUUCUUUGCCUAUAUUUGUACAUUUACUUUUCUAAUAUUGAAUUGUCGUGCACAUAGGAUCUGAUUUCUUUGUAGAUACCCUUGAUAUAAGACGAAAAAAUUAUGGAAAGCAAUGUAUACAUUUUAUUGUUGUUUGUGUGUUUCAAUUAUUAUUUGCAUAAGUAAAAAGCGUUUUUCCCUUCUUAACGACCUCUUCUUUGUUUCCUCACCAGUUUUUUUAAACAAUUUUUUUUGAUACCUUGCAAGAGCUGAUUAAUCGCGAAAGUUGUAAAUUAAUUUGAAAAUAAAGCGAAAAAAAUUAAAUAAGAAUGUACCGUAUCGGUUUGGUGUUUUCCUUCGGACAUUUCGGAAUUCGAUUUUUUCGGAGUGCGGCUCAAAAGUUAAAGGCUCAGCACUUUGUAUAUACAAAAUAAUCAAAUCUUACCCCGUUGCCGCAAGUAAACCACUGUUGUGUAGUCCAGUCCGAAUCGGCCAUGUCCUGCUCUGGAUUCCGAUACCAAGCCCUGCCCAAUCCAAUCCAAUCCAAUCCAAUUUAAUCUAAUCUAAUCUAAUGCAGUGCAGUCCAAUUCAAUAUCCCAGAAACACAGGAACACAAAAGCCGAAUUGACCGACUUAACCGACUUGACCAGCAGGCGCAGCAAAGAAGCAAGUAGGAAUACAGAUCAGAGUGUGUGUAGCAGUUAAAGUAAAGUAAAUUACGUUUAAUAUACCUUUAAAGCUAAAGAUAAACUUAAAAUAUAUAAUUUUUAGCACCAAUACCGUAAGCAGUCAAUGAUUUACACUAACGAAAGCGGACAAACAAUAUUUGUAACUCCUCAAAAAAAAAAAAAAUAA